UAAAGACGGUUUCCCGAAUGAAGUGACACCUCCGCCGAGCCCUGAAGGACAUUGAGUGAGCCAGGUGACAGCGUGUGCCAGCAGGGACCCGCAUGUGUCCAGUCCUGGAGUCCAGGAGCCAGAAGCUCAGGGCUAGGAAAGAGAGCAAAGCCCUAUGAUCUCCUCCUUGUCACCCCCUAUGCCUGCCGGACUUCAGAUCUGACCCCCGACCUGCCUGCCGCCUUGGGAGUCCCCUCCCCAACCCCCACCGGCAAGAUGCCCAUCCUCAAGCAGCUGGUGUCCAGCUCGGUGCACUCCAAGCGCCGCUCCCGCGUGGACCUCACGGCUGAGAUGAUCAGUGCCCCCUUGGGCGACUUCCGGCACACCAUGCAUGUGGGCCGGGCCGGGGAUGCCUUCGGGGACACGUCCUUCCUCAACAGCAAGGCUGGCGAGCUGGACGGCGAGUCCCUGGAUGAGCAGGCCGCCUCCUCGUCCUCCAAACGCAGCCUCCUGUCCCGGAAGUUCCGGGGCAGCAAGCGGUCGCAGUCGGUGACCAGGGGGGACCGGGAGCAGAGGGACAUGCUGGGCUCCCUGCGGGACUCGGCUCUGUUCGUCAAGAACGCCAUGUCCCUGCCACAGCUGAACGAGAAGGAGGCCUCCGAGAAGGGCUCUGGCAAGCUGCCCAAGAGCCUGUCGUCCAGCCCCGUGAAGAAGGGGAGCGCCGGGGAGGACAGCCAGGAGGAGGCAGGUGAGGGGGACCUGGCGCCCCGGCGGAACGGGGCCACCGCCCCCCACUCCCCCGACCCCCUGCUCGACGAGCAGGCCUUCGGGGACCUGACGGAGCUGCCCGUGGUGCCCAAGGCCAGCCUGGGGCUCAAGCACGCCGAGUCCAUCAUGUCAUUCCACAUUGACCUGGGGCCGUCCAUGCUGGGCGACGUCCUCAGCAUCAUGGACAAGGAGGAGUGGGAACUGGAGGAGGAGGGCGGCGGUUACCGUGAUGACGGGGAGCCUGCAGGCAGCACCCUCCGAGCUCCCCCUGCAGUGGCGGCGGCGGCGGCCGUAGCAUCAGUGGCCACUCCACGGGCGAGGCAGCAGGAAGGCGCCGCGGGCCGGGACCUGCCCCAGGACGAGGGCUGGGCAGUGGCCCCCAGCCCUGGCUCGGCCCGCAGCGAGGGCAGUCACACCACGAGGGACAGCAGCUCCCUGUCCAGCUGCACCUCGGGCGUCCUGGAGGAGCGCAGCCCUGCCUCACGGGGGCCUGACAGGGCCCGGGCCGCGCUGCCCCAGCAGCAGGACAAGGAGUUCUCCUUCAUGGACGAGGAAGAGGAGGAUGAGAUCCGAGUGUGAGGGGCACCAUGCAGGGGGCGCUGUCUCCUCCCUGCCCCCAGGCCACCACCCCCUUCCCUGCCUGGUCCCGUCCAGUACUGGGCAGCCAGGAGCCUGGCUUCCACCGCAGACCCUGGACGUCCCUGCCGCCCCUUCUCCUGGAACUGGGGCACUGGUGAGGCCGGGGCCCCGCUGGGGACAUGGGGAGGUGGCAUGGGUGCCAGGCUGCAUGGUGCACCCAGCCCUCCUGGGCGCUGCAGGCCAGACUGGGUGCUUGCAGCAGGAACCGGUUCUCCCUUCCCACCCCGGCCUCAGACGGUGUCAGCCAAGUCCCCUCCUCCUGGGGCAGGUGCAGCAGGUCAGCCUGGGAGUGGCCCCGGUGCCUUGGCUAAGGACACUGGGCUCACCUUUCUUCUGCUGUGACCGGUGGCCAUGUGGCAGGAGGAAGGUUGGCCCCCCGCAGGCCCCCCUACUCCCGGCCCCUGCACCGGAGCCUGGACCCCCUUGGAGCAAAGCUGGACCCAGUAUGUGCACUAAACGCGGCCCCUUCCCGGGGAGGAGAACAGGAUGGGGAAUGACGGAAAGGAGGCCCUGGGGCUUCCUGAAUUUUCUAAAAGGGGCCCUUCCGGGAUAACACUAGGAACAGGCUGGGGGCUGGCUCAGCCUCUAUCGAUUUGUUCUUGUCCGGUUUAGAUCCUUCCAGAGCCGUACCUGGAACAGCAUUAGGUCUGCCACCAGACAGAAGAUCAAAUCCUUUUAGGAAACCUUUGUACUAAGUGCUUCCAGACUUUAGUUAGAACUGAAUGGGGUGGGUGUCCAUGUUUGUGUGUCCCUCCCCCCACCCCAUGGCUAUUAACAGUUGAAGGCAGCCAGUGUAGGAAAUUUCUGGAAAGGAUUUUUUUUUAAGUAAUAUAUCAUUCCUGUGGAGGGAUAGAAGCUUUUUUGACUGGGUUACUCCCCCCACCCCCCCACACACACUACUUCCCCUUCCUACUUCAGGCCUUUCUGAACCUCUCUCCCCUACUUCUGAGGCCCCUAAGGGUAUAGGGUUGCCAGAUUUAGCAAUAAAACAAAACAAAAGUAGAAUGCAGGGAUAAAUUAGGAUGCCGGGCAUACAAAGGAUCAUUUUUUUUUUUUUUAGCAUAAGUGUGCCCCACACCAUGUUUGGAACAUACUUACGCUAAAAAAAUUGUUUGUUGUCCUCCAGAAUCCCAGUUUUCACUCCGGCCCUGAAACCCUGCCCGAGGGGACUGACUGGGAGCGUGUGCCCCAGGGUUAACGGAUGAUUAUUUUCCUGUCCUGGGAACAAGCUGACCCAACCUUCUCCUGUCCCCUUGUACCCAGUGGGGGGAGGGGCCGGGCCACCGGGUGUAGCCCCUCCCUCGCCUGCUUGUUGCCAGAUCUUGAUCCAGACAGUAACUUAGUUCCUGAUUCCGGCGCCUUGUCAGUACCGUUUCCAGGAGUGUGGCUCCCACACAGGGGAGGCAUCAGACGGGGCUGUGCAGCCCCCACCAGCAACCCUUGAGACCCAUCCAAACAGUGGUCAGUUCCAGAUUCUAAACUGUAUAUAUUUUUUCAUGGUAUUGUUAAAACAGUGAGGAAACAUUAAAAAAAAAUGCGCAACGGCA
Molecule: messenger RNA, 2933 nt
Organism: Suricata suricatta (meerkat)
Lineage: Eukaryota; Metazoa; Chordata; Mammalia; Carnivora; Herpestidae
Gene: CDC42EP4
Product: CDC42 effector protein 4
Exons: 2
Coding region: 256-1326 (356 amino acids)
Source: RefSeq, a predicted model, not a curated record